Panicum virgatum (switchgrass) is the source of this 1907-nucleotide messenger RNA. RefSeq names its product acyl transferase 4-like. The record is from RefSeq and is a predicted model, not a curated record. The transcript has 2 exons. NCBI's taxonomy places the organism in Eukaryota, Viridiplantae, Streptophyta, Magnoliopsida, Poales, Poaceae. The coding region runs from base 110 to 1417 and encodes 435 amino acids.
GCUCCCUAAUUCUAGUUCCUAUAUAGUAGUCCAUACAACACCAUCGCACACUAUCGCAAAAUACACACGAAGGCCUGCAGACAUCGAACAAUCACACACAGUGCCGGCCAUGGGGUUCGAGGUGCGGAGGACGAGCCGGUCGUACGUGCGCCCGGCCGCGGCGACGCCGGCGGGCUCGCUGGAGCUGUCCGCCAUUGACCGCGUGGUGGGGCUGCGCCACAUGGUGCCGUCGCUGAACGUGUACCCGCCGCGCGGCUGCGGCACCGCCGCCGGCGAGGGGCAGCUGCAGCAGCAGUCCCCGGCGACCGUGGUCCGGGAGGCGCUGGGGAAGGCGCUGGUGGACUACUACCCGCUCGCCGGGCGGCUCGUCGGCGGGCCCGGCGGGCCGGCGAGCGCCCGCGUGGAGUGCACCGGCGAGGGCGCGUGGUUCGUGGAGGCCGUCGCCGGGUGCAGCCUGGAGGACGUCGGGCGCCUCGAGAAGUACCCGUUCGCCAUCCCGGAGGGCGACCUGCUCCCGGACGAGGCGCCUGGUGUGCAGCCACUCGACCUCCCUCUCAUGAUGCAGGUGACCGAGUUCACGUGCGGUGGCUUCGUGGUGGGGUUGACCUCCAGCCACUCCAUCACUGACGGCCUGGGCGCUGCGCAGUUCAUCACCGCCAUUGGCGACUACGGCCGCGGUCUCCCCAAGCCCCGUGUCACUCCCAUCUGGUCCCGCGGCGAGCUCAUCCCAAACCCGCCCAAGAAGCUCCUCUCCGGCCCUCUUCCCACGCCGCGGACGUUCCAACUCCGGCACCUCACCGUGGACCUGAGCUCCGACAGCAUCGAGCGUGCCAAGUCCCAGUUCCUGCAGUCCACGGGGCGGCGCUGCUCCACCUUCGACGUCGCCGUCGCCAGGCUGUGGCAGGCGCGGACGCGGUCGCUGCGGCUCGCGGACCCGUCGACGCGCGUCAGCCUCGGCUUCUUUGCCGACGCGCGCCGCCUCCUGCGCCGCCGCGGCGGCGGCGGCGGCGGCGCCGGGUUCUACGGCAACUGCUUCUACACGGUGACGGUGAGCGCGGAGAGCGGCGCGGUGGCGGGCGCGGACACGGCCGGCGUGGUCGCCAUGAUCCGGGACGCCAAGGCGCGGCUCCCCGCCGAGUUCGCGCGGUGGGCGGCGGGGGAGCGCGUGGAGCCGGACCCCUACGACCUGAGCUUCUCGUACGAUUUGCUGUUCGUGUCGGACUGGACCCGCCUGGGGUUGGAUGCCGACUACGGCUGGGGGACGCCGUCGCAGGUGAUAUCCUUUGCGUUCGUCCCGUUCAUGCCCAAAGCCAUUAUCGGCGCGCCGCCGGCGCCCAAGGCGGGGGCAAGGAUCAUGACACGGUGCGUCGAGGAGGAGAACUCGCCGGAGUUCAGGGACGAGAUGGAAGCAUUCUAGAACUCACACCACUAUGCAUGCUUUGAUAUAGGGGGUGCUCUGAUGAUAUAUGAGGACGCUCUGAUACAAGUGGUCAAAUUUGAAGUCAAAAAAUCAAACGAAAUAUAAUUUGAAACGGAGAGAGUACUACCUCAUGCUCGUUGACAUUGUAUCUCAUGUCCAGCAUUGCUUGUGGACUUGUGGUUGUGGUGUAGUGGUUAGAGGUGGUCCAAGAUUUUGAACUAUAAAAUCUAAGGGCCGGAUCCUAAAAGGACUGGACUCUAAUAUAAUAUAAUUUUAAACUAAUAAAUUAAAGGAUCUUGUUGGUCUGUGAAGAGACACUAGGGUCAUGGCACAUUACCACCCCUAGUAGUGGUACGUGCGUGAUGCACAUACGCUUCAUCAUGCGCUAGUGUUUUGGCUGGUUUGGGCUGUAUCUUGGGCAUUGUAAUGAGAUACAGUUUGUAAUAAGAUACGGUUUGUACCGAGGUCUAUUUAUGGCUUUAUUAAA